This is a messenger RNA of Colletotrichum godetiae, 1169 nucleotides long. RefSeq lists its product as uncharacterized. NCBI's taxonomy places the organism in Eukaryota, Fungi, Ascomycota, Sordariomycetes, Glomerellales, Glomerellaceae. The record is from RefSeq and is a predicted model, not a curated record. The transcript is spliced from 3 exons. Bases 1 to 957 code for a protein of 318 amino acids.
AUGGCGCCGGCAACGUCGAAGAAGCGGUCAGCCACGGCAUCAAACCCGGAACCAGCAGCUGCCCCUUCCAGACCAUCUAUUCAGAACAAUGCCGCUGCUGCGAAUAAUACCAUUCCCGCAACCCAGAUGGCCUUUGGCAUGAGCCACAUUGUCAUCUAUCAAGAGCUCAUGACCAUGCGUCGUACUCUUGAUGACAUCUCUCGAUGUCAGCGGAAAAGCGACGAGACUGAAAAGAACAGCGAGACGAGGCUGCAAGAGCUGCAACCCAUACCCAAACGACUAGAUGAUCUGGGAGCCGAACUGAACCAUCACUACGCAGCAGCAGAGGAAAAGAUCCGUAAGCAGGAGCAAGAGCUUAGAGCUUUGGCAAAUAGGCUCUUUCAAAGCGACGAGGAGAGGGCAGCCUUGGGCCUCAAGGUUGAGCAACUCGUAGCUAAGCAGUCCUUGCAAGCGACGCAAGAAGACCCGGACAACUCUCGGGUUGUUGAUAGGAAGAGGCUUCGAGCUGUUGACGGCGAUGAACACAUCUCGGCACCAUCUGAGCCUCAACAGCAACCGAAAAAACCACGCAUUAACGUCAGCAAACCCAAGCAUACAGCCGCCCCUCUGCCAGUGACAGCCCCCAGGUCCAGACCGGCGAAACCGAAGGCUUCCAAGCGCGCCCAAACGCGAUUCGAGACCUUUCAGAUAUACAAGCAAUGUAAAAUGGACGCGUACUUCCGAGCGCCUCACAGAAAGGGUAACGAAUUGAGAAAAUUCAUCAACGAUUUCAUUCAAGGCAUUGAAGACGACGGAAUUUCUUAUACUGUGCAGGAGAACCUCCUGGAAAGGUUUUCUUCAGUUCGGAAACUGAAGACCCGCACAGGAUCACGAUUCAUUGCCAUAGGGAAUGACCUCCGUUGGGAUGAUGUUUGUCAGGUCGUGGAUGACCCGAAGUUACGAGAGUUUUCAGGCUGAGAUGCAGGCUCAGGGUGCAGAACAUUUGAUAUCGGGUGGAGCAUAUAUAUGGAAUGGUUGUAAGGUCUCGAGCUCUAGGAAGUGACGCGUAAUAGGGCGAGAAGAUAGCAAUGGCGGUAAUCAAUAGGCAGCGUGGCAGCAUAGCUUGUAUCCGGAAUUGCCCCAGAUAUCCGUACUGUGAACGACUUGCUUUCAACGAACUUAUUGUUCAG